AAAAAAAAUAAGUGCAUUGAACGUACGCAUGAAGCGCACAUAAGCCGGUGACCAGAACGCGGAGAGCAAAUGCUCCGUUUUCCACUUUUCAGCCAUGGAAGCAAGCAGCGAAGAAACCAUGUUUGAGACUAGUCACGUGCUGGGAGCGGAGCUCGCUUGCUCGCCGCUGCUUGCUCUGGCAUGGCGACAGUGUGGCCUCGCUGCAGCCGCGGCCGCCACCGCCAGCUUCGCUGCCGAAGAGGUGGACGACGUUCUCUACGUGGCCUUCUCUGGUGCCGGAAGCAUCCAACCAAUGAUUGACAGCGAUUGCUUUUUCUCUACCAUGCCUCUCGCCUCCGCUUGCGGCCGCGAGCUCUUCUCGCCUUUGGUGAGUGAGGACGGCGAUGGGGAGACGGUGCUUGUUCAGGCUUGUGCGCUUCAACUCUUCUUCUCCAUCUUCGACACUCCGCAGUUCUGGAAGCUCAUGGAGACGAUGAAGACGGGUAACAAGAAAGUAAUAUUUACAGGCCACUCGGUUGGAGGAUCCUUAGCUUCACUUGUCAGCCUAUACUUCCUCUGCUCUUUAUUGAGCUCCUCUUCAUCACAACCCUCCCUACUUUGCAUCACAUUUGGGAGUCCACUCCUUGGCAACGAAGCCUUGUCACAGUUCAUUAUUCGUGCGAGAUGGACUGGUAUAUUCUGCCAUGUCGUAUCUCAACAUGAUAUUGUGCCGAGGCUCCUCUUCUGCGCACAAAAUUCCAUUCCUAUCCAGCUAAUCAUCUGCCUCCUGCAGUCAUGCCAAUUCUAUUUGGCAUGCCCUCUACUUGCAAAACCUUCAUUGCAGUCUUCUCGUGCUCACAAAGCUGAGCUUCAUCAGUUCAUUACAAAUCAAAUUACUCCAUUGUGCGGCGAGCAGAAGCUCACCUCUCAUCAACAAAACAGCAAGUUCAGGCCAUUCGGCUGCUAUGCUUUGUGUUCAAAUGAAGGCAUGGUCUGCAUUGAUAACCCGAUUGCUGUAAUCCGAAUGCUUUGCCUGACAUUUACGACAGGCUCUGCAAAAUUGAGUAUUGAAGAGGAACAUUUAUGCUAUGGUGGUUUCGUGAAAAAGGCCUCACAGCAGUUACUGCAAAAGAAAAAAAAUGAUUUAGUUGGUGAUGUUUCAAGAUCUAAUUGUGCUGCUGGGAUCUCACUAGCACUCAAGGCCUCAGGUAUUGGAGUUGAGGACAAAAGAGUCAUGGAUGCCAGAGAAUGCUUGGAGAUGUCAAUGAAAACUAGUCGAAGCCCCAGCCUAAACUGCGCUAAUCUCUCCAUCAGACUGGCUAAAAUUACACCCUGUCGUGCUCAAAUUGAAUGGUACAAGGCUUGCUGCGACAGCAACAUGGGCUACUAUGAUUCUUUCAAGCAAAGGAAGGCAUCCAAGAGGGACUCCAAGGUGAAUAUGAAUCGAAUCAAGCUCGCAUGCUUCUGGGAUGAUCUAGUUGACAUUGUUCACAGCAACCAGCUUCCUCAUGAUGUUCGCAAGCGAGCCAAAUGGGUAAAUGCUUCUCAUUUCUACCAGCUUCUUGUGGAGCCAUUGGAUAUUGCUGAAUACUAUCGAAUCCAAAUGCACAAAACCAAGGGGCAUUAUCUUGCACAUGGGAGGGAGAGAAGGUAUGAAGUUUUUGAUAAAUGGUGGAGAGAAAGACACAAGGAGCUAUUUGAGAAGGAUGACAGGAGGCGGAGCAAGUUUGCCGGGCUUACUCAGGAUCCUUGCUUCUGGGCGAGGGUGGAAGAGGCAAGGGAGUGGCUGGAAGAGGCUACUAGUAAUUGCCAUGGAAAUAUGUUCAAAUUGAAGCUAAUCUGUGAAAAGCUGAAUGCUUUUGAUUUCUAUGCAAGCUCCUUGGUGGAAAAGAAGGAGGUCUCUGUUGAUGUUUUGGCUUCUAAUUCCAGUUACAAUGUUUGGCUGGAGGAAUGGAAGGUUUUGAAGGUGAGACUGGGAUUGCAAUUUCGAUUUUAGCUUAGUUAUAGGAUGCUAAUCUUCAUAUAUUCUUCUACCAUGUAUAUAUUAUUAAUAUAUUAGCAUUAAGAAAAUAUGUUAGCUUCUAAUCUUGCAAUCAUAGAGCACUGGUUAUCCUUGUAAUUUACUUGGUUUGGUAUGUGAACUCAAGUAAUCUUUCUCAACCUAUAAAAGAUUCUGUCAUAAUUGCCAUAAUUUUAAUGGAUUCCAAUCAAUUUAUGAAGAUGA
Dendrobium catenatum is the source of this 2203-nucleotide messenger RNA. RefSeq names its product lipase-like PAD4. The transcript is spliced from 4 exons. Lineage: Eukaryota; Viridiplantae; Streptophyta; Magnoliopsida; Asparagales; Orchidaceae. The record is from RefSeq and is a predicted model, not a curated record. The coding region runs from base 95 to 1975 and encodes 626 amino acids. Gene Ontology annotation, biological process: lipid metabolic process.